AUGUUGAAGAUCCAACCUUGUCCUGAUAUAACAUUUAGGAUCGCUCAUGAUAUCAGCUUGGACAGUUUCCCUGAUGACGAUCCAGAUGUGGAAUUUGACUUGAGUCCAAAAGAACUAGAAUUCUAUUCUCUGACUCAAAGCAAAGAAAAUAAAUACGAUGUUGCUGAGAAAGAUCAUGAAAAAUCAGAGUAUGAGGACAUUACCAAAAAAAUUGGAAACCUAACUCAGAAACUUCAAAAACUAGACUAUGAAUCCUCAGAUACUGAGAUUGUCCUCAGAAAGAAUGAAAUAAACAAGCAAUUGCACAGUAACAUUGAUAAUGGAAAUGGUACUCCAAGAUUAGAUAAAAAUUGUUUCACACAGUUAUCAUCGGUGAAGGCUGUGAAUUGUGUUAACAACAAAGAAUGGCCUACAAAUAAUCAGAGCAUUGGAAAUGAGCUAAAACCUCCUCGGCGACCACGAAAAUUACCUGAAACUCCAAAAACCAAAAGUUUGUGCACAAUGUUCACAUUCCCUAAACUUUUGUCUAUCUAUCUAUCUAUCUAUCUAUCUAUCUAUCUAUCUAUCUAUCUAUCUAUCUAUCUAUCUAUCUAUCUAUCUAUCGAAACUUGCUUGAGGGUUUAG
This is a messenger RNA of Acanthosepion pharaonis, 624 nucleotides long. Lineage: Eukaryota; Metazoa; Mollusca; Cephalopoda; Sepiida; Sepiidae. The record is from the annotation of a GenBank genome assembly.